Molecule: messenger RNA, 216 nt
Organism: Talaromyces rugulosus
Lineage: Eukaryota; Fungi; Ascomycota; Eurotiomycetes; Eurotiales; Trichocomaceae
Exons: 3
Coding region: 1-216 (71 amino acids)
Biological process (GO): mitotic spindle assembly; microtubule nucleation by interphase microtubule organizing center; gamma-tubulin complex localization
Cellular component (GO): spindle; interphase microtubule organizing center; centrosome
Source: RefSeq, a predicted model, not a curated record
AUGCCGUCGCAGCAAGACGAGAAGCGCCAGGCGGCGCGCGAGGUUAUCGAUAUUCUCUAUGAGAUCUCUACCUUACUGAACACACACCUGGACCGGACCGAGCUGUCAUUAUGUGUGUCGCUCAUUGAGAAUGGCGUCAAUCCAGAUGCUCUUGCUACCGUUAUCAAAGAACUACGAAAAGAGGCUCCUACUGCUGCUACGGGCGCAGACGCUUGA